CCACCCCUAUAGGAGGGUCAACCGCUUUCGUGGGAGGAUUCAGAAGAUGAACAGCUCAAGUGUUUUAGAUCAGACUUUUCACAACUAAAGAAAAUGUUUCACAUGUUUGUUUUGUUCUGUUUGUGUUGGUGGCAUUUGAUUGGUGUGUUUGGUGAAUCAGUUUCAGUGACGGAGGGAGAUUCUGUUACUUUGAAAACUAAUGUUACUGAAGUACAACAAGCUGACGACGUAGUGUGGACAUUUGGAUCAUACAAUUCUUCUAUAGGUAAAAUUAAAAAACAACAUCAAAACUUCUCUACAUAUGAUGUUCCUGACGGGAGAUUCAGAGACAGACUGAAGAUGGACAGACAGACUGGAUCUCUGACCAUCACAAACAUCACAUCUCAACACGCUGGAGUCUAUAUAGUACAGAUGAGUGGAGCUAAAAAGUCGUUUAAAACAUUCAAUGUUUCUGUCUACGCUCGUCUUCCUGUUCCUGUCAUCAGCAGAAACUCUUCACAAUGUUCUUCAUCAUCUACAUCUUCAUCACAGCAGAAUUGUUCAUUGUUGUGUUCAGUGGUGAAUGUGAGUCAUGUGACUCUCUCCUGGUACAAAGGAAACAGUUUAUUGUCCAGCAUCAGUGUGUCUGAUCUCAGCAUCAGUCUCUCUCUACCUCUGGAGGUGGAAUAUCAGGAGAAAAACAGCUACAGCUGUGUGAUCAACAAUCCCAUCACAAACCAGACCACACAUCUGGACAUCAGCAAACUCUGUCACACAUGUUCAGAUCAGGGCUUACCUUUACUGUACAUCGUGCUGAUUUCUGCUGCUGCUGGAUCUCUGAUUGUCGUAGCUGCAGUCUUGUGGUACUGCUUCUGCUGGAAACGUAGGAAAAUAGGUCAGAAAGCCAACGAUAUAUACCAAACACUGCCUAAACCAGAACCUCAAAAAACGAAAUCAACGGAGCCUGUGUAUUCAAAUAUCGGCAGAAAUAAUCAGCAAUGAACAAAUAUAUUUUAGAGCUGAUACGGACCCUUACUCGUACGUUUUAUUUCACAUUUAAUCUCUGCCUGGAUAUUUGUCAUCUAUCUCUGUUUUGGUAUUGCUCUUGUGUCAAAUUAAAUAUUUUAAUGAAUUUUUUCCCCCUUUUUUUUUUUUUGCACAUACACUCUCUCGUCAUGUCUGAAAUGUUGUUGUUCUGUUUUAGUUUAAUUGUGUGCUUAUCAUAGCAUCAGAAAAUCAUGUAAAUAUUUUCUUUUUUAGCUAAUCACCCAUGGAAAUUUAUAACUUUAUUAAAAUUGAUCUUACCUUUAA
Molecule: messenger RNA, 1290 nt
Organism: Carassius gibelio (silver crucian carp)
Lineage: Eukaryota; Metazoa; Chordata; Actinopteri; Cypriniformes; Cyprinidae
Product: CD48 antigen-like
Exons: 6
Coding region: 94-981 (295 amino acids)
Source: RefSeq, a predicted model, not a curated record